This is a messenger RNA of Linum trigynum, 5730 nucleotides long. Lineage: Eukaryota; Viridiplantae; Streptophyta; Magnoliopsida; Malpighiales; Linaceae. The record is from the annotation of a GenBank genome assembly.
UAUUAUAAGACAACCAACCAACAAUCCAUGUCUAGCGUUGCAUUCUCAAGCUGAGCCAACUCUAUUAUCCUUCGAAUCAUAAUAGUCACUUCCCCAUACUGCGUUGUUUUAUCUCCACAGAGUCUGCCGCAGCGCUCUCGCCAAACCAUACUUACUACCAAGUUCCAAACCAUAGUACCAACCAUGGCUGGGUGCUUCUUACCCUUUAAUUGUCCAGCAACCAACAUCAGAUUAGCCUCAUAGUUUGCAAGCUGAGGACAUCACAUAGUGAUCAUUUGCAGACACCCUUUCAGUACAUUGUACGUGUAAGGACACUAGAAGAAUAAAUGGUCCUUGUUUUCAAUGCAAGCUGAGCAGAAUAAGCAGUUAUCAUCCUAUACUUUCCCCCAACUUUUCAACUGAUCCAGUGUAGUGAUCCUAUUACGAGUCACUAGCCAACUCAAAAAACUGUGUUGAGGAAUUGAAUAAAGCCCCCAGACAAGCUGAAACCAGGGGACUACUGGUCUAGACGAAUGCAUGUCCUUCCAUACUUGCUUUAUUGAGUAGCACAACACCUUUCGUCAUUCUAGUAGAAUUGUGUUCCCCAACAACGAAAGAAGUCUUCCACCUUGUCCCGAACCUUUAGUAAUCGUUUCCAUAUCCAAGAGGAUGAACUCCAUGCUAUGACUUCCCAUAAAGUAAGAUUCUUGAUUCGAUAUAAGUUAUUCCAAGCAACCCAACAAGAUGCUCCUUUAGCAAGCAGAUCCCAAAUAUGUCUCGUGGUGCAGGCUAUGUUCCAUGUUUUUAAACAUCGAAUGCCAAGUUCUCCUUCUUGUUUUGGGAUUGUUAAUAAAUCCCAAGCCAUUACUGCUUUUCUUCUGAUUGACUCAUCAUCAAUACCCCCAUAUAAAUUUGCAGCACUUUUGUUCGAUCUCCUUUAUUAUAGACAAAGGUAGUAGAAACACAUUCAUCCAGAAGUAUGAUAGGCUAACAAAAGAUUUUACAAGCAAGUGGAUGACUAGGACCGGUACAUUUUGUAAAAGGGGCAUUAUUUGAUUAAACUUGGACCGAUCAAGGAUUAUUGGAAGGGAAAUGAGAGCCCUUCUCCGCAAGGGAGCUCCCUUGGACAAAUAAAUUAACAAUGCCACAAGCCCAUUCUUCUUUUACCCAGAUGGAAAGAAUUGGUGUGGGAACUAAAAGGAGAAGCUUGGUGGCGACUGGCGAGCGGAAUUGGACUUGGAUCGAGAGAGGAAUCAAGGAGAGAGCGGGGCGGAAUAAGCGGAGUGGCCUGGGGGAAUUAAUGGGACGCGAAAGCAGUCAAGGGGAGCAACGCUAGAUUUGGAGGCGGACUGAUUUUUUGGAGCAGAGUCAACGAAGUUGAGACCUUAAUUGGAUCAGCAUAAGAGAAUUGACAACUUUCUAGCGGAGCUCAAGAAGUCAAAGUGCUUGAUACGUUCGAGAAUUGGGACAGACAAAGUUUGAAUAGGGCGUCGGGUACCACUAAACUCUAUUAUUUGUGCACCCGGUACCACUUAAGUUUAAUGUUAGGUGCAUUCCGUUAAAGUCAAGAAUAUUUUGUUUUCUAAAUUUCUUAAUUGGUCCUUCUACUUUUCUAAUCGUAAAAAAUCAUUUUGACUUAUGAAAAACAUCAUUUUUUAUUAUUUAGUUGGUAUCCUCUUUUGAAAACUUGAUACCAAAUUAAUUUUUGAAUAGAAAAAUUAGAAUCAACUAUCAUUAUAAGUAUUUUCAAUUAUCAUUAUGUUUUCUAAUAAUUGAAUUAUUCUCUAAAGCAAAUAUAUCCUAUGAAUUCUGUUUAGUUGGAAUCCUCUUUUGAAUACUUUGAUACCAAACCAAUUUUUGAAUAGGAAAUGUAGAAUCAAUUAUCAAUUGUAAGUAUUUUCAAUUCUCAUUAUAUGUUAUAAUAAUUAAAUAAUUUGCUGAAGCAAAUAUAUCCUAUGAAUUCUAUAUCGAUAUAAAUAAUCUGAGGAUGCUAUAUUUAAUUCUCGUACAUCAUGCUAAUGUUGCAUAGUUUUCUAUGUUAAAUACCUUAUAAUUCUCUAAUAUUAUAUUUUAGAUGUUCCAUAUUAAUUAAAUUUACUAUAAUUCUCUUCCUAUAGUCGUAUUUUCUUUUUUAGAUUUGUUACAGAAUGUUGUAGAUUUUAUUUAUUUAUUACUUGGUUACUUCUGUUCUCUUUUUGUUCUAAAUUUUUUUCAAUUUAUCCUUCUUUGGUCUUGAUGUAUUGAUGAUCGAUUAAGUUCUAUUUUAACUAUUUUUAAUAGUACUUCUAAUUGGAUUAGCGAUUUAAAUAGAUCUUCUAAUAUUGAUUUUAAAUAUUUAUUAUAUUCUAUAUAUUUAUUCUUCUUCUUGAUAUUUGUUUAUUAUUUUUACUAAUUUAUCUAUUUUAUUGACAAUUUUGAUUAGCCACUUUAGAAAUACUAUGUUUAGAAGGUUUUUUUAAUUUCUAUAUUAAAUAAAAACUUGUUGAAAUAUAGUUUUGGAUGUUUUUAAAACUUUUGGGUACCAAAAAUUAAUUGAAAUUUUGGGUUGGAUGAAAAACUAGACGGAUGCACAUUUUGGUGAAUUUAAUGGUACCCGACGCCCUAUUCAAACUUAAGUGGUAUGUCUGCCCCAAUUCUCAAACUUAAGUGGUACUCGAGGUAUUUUACCCUUUGACUUCCUCUUCAUAUUUUUCUUUGAUUAGUGCAAGAACAUGAUUGCUUAUUUUAUUUUCAUCAUGAACUAAAUCGAAUUUCUAGGGGAAACACCAUAGAAUGUAGCUAUUUCUAUACUUGAUGUAUUGAUUCGUAUUUCUUUUCCUGCAAUAUCUAUUGCAUGAAAUUACUUAAUUCAUCGUGUUGAUUGACCACCAAUACAUUGAUUUGUAAUGAAUUAGGUGAUUAGCAACAAUGAAACGUUAAUGACUAAACAUAUAUUUCAUGUGACAUAGUAACUUAUUGAAGCGACGGUAGAUUAAAUAAGGUGCUAUGCGGUCUUAAAUAGGAUAUCGGGCAUAGAUAUUGUUAAUUCAUUGAGCUACGACAAUAGGAUUUGAAUUGAUUGUUUAGUACGUACUAAUUCCCGACAGGGAUAGCUAGCACAUUAGUGAUAUCUUGGCUAUAGAGAAUUGGAUUAAACUGAUUAUAAGUCGUGAAUUAAUUUUGAUAUGAUAGGUAGUGAAUCCCGGUGUUUCUCCCAGAACAUUCUCCAUUGAAUUUCUCCUGACAGUUUUCAUUUGCUUAGUUAGUGUUUGUGCCUGGUUUGUCCCAGGCUUUUCGUGAGGCUUCACUGGCUUCGUGCGGUCCGGGCGGAUGAACGGCGGUCCUCGAAAUCCUGCAAGAAAGGUCCACAGGGGUGUCCUGGGACCUCCUCCGAUGCCUAAGUUAGAGAGAGAAGUGAUGUGGAGUAAAUAAGAGAGAGAAUGUAGUUGAUAGGAGUUACCAUAAAUGUGACCUGUAGGGGGAUAUUUAUACUAGCUGGACAUGGGAGUGAGGACAACUUUCGUUAUGUCGGGCGUCCCUGGGACGCUUCUGGCUUUUAAUAAAUGCAUGGCCAGACCUGCGCUUUGGUCAGUAUCCGUACUUUGUUGUCAGGGCGCCGUACAUGCUUGCUGUCGGGCGCCCUGCUUUGCUUCCGUUGUAUGUCGGGCGGUCUUUUAUGGGGCUAGAGGUAGACUGCCUUCCAGUCACCUGCUUGGGCUUUGUUAGCUUUAUUGGGAUUUUUAGUGAUCAUGGGCUUGGAGGCCCAUUCGUCUUAAUGAUUACCCCAACAUUUGCCCCUUAGGCAUGAGAGGCUUUAGGCUCGCGCGACUAACUAAUUGCCUGAGUAUCAUUGAGCGGUUAGGGGUCGACUUGCCCAUGAUUCCCCGCUUUGCCCCUUGUCGUGUGUGAAUGAAGUGGGAACGCCUGAGGGGCGGUUUUAAGGCGUGUGCGCCUUUCUUUGUGACUGUGCAACUGCCACGUGUCGUGCAUCGAUAUUGGCGCUCUGACGCGAGGAGGCGAAACGUCAUCCUCGGGUCUGGAGCUUCGACUUUCGUUUAAAUGGCCAAGGGGGAGAUUUUUUCCGCCAUUUUUGCUUCCUCUUUCGGAAAAUACUUUGUCUUCUUCUCUUCCUCCUCCGCGACAGAGUCGGCGCUCCUCUCCUUGUCGAGCUUUAUAAACCCGAACUAGCCCAGGUAAAUUUUGUUAGCUCGUGUGUAUUGCACUCUCGUUUCUUCCCUAUUCUCAUUCUGACUUUGUGUUUGACUUCGAUCUUCGAGCGAUCGCGCCGACCGCGCGGCGUUUGGUUGCUUGAAUCUCUCUUUCGCGGCGGAUACGACGUUCGCUUUUACUGUUCCCGAAGAUGUCGAGCGAUGAUCGUACCGCUUCCGUCGCCGCGGGGAGAAAUGGUGCCGCCGCCGCCAACGAGGCCUCCCUCGCAAACACAGUCUCGGAGACGAUCCCCGAGAAGACCCAGGCCGCUUCGAGGGUUCCGUUGUCACCGCCUGGUGUUGCGAAGAAGAACGCGGGACCCUCUGGAGGAGCCGCCUCAGUAUCUCAAGGAUUGCGGGAUCUUGCGGCCGCCAACCGCCCCAAGGCAAAGAAGAAGGCGGUGAAGGUAGUGAGGACUGGUUCCACACCUUCACCGGACACUAUUGUGGGGGACACGGUCCCUGUGACCACCUCGAUGGCGGCUCCAAGUGUGCUGGUGGAGACGACCGCUGCGUCCAUUCCUGUGCCGAGGGCCGCUGGGAAGAGGCCGCUGGAGGCGAAUGUUCCUGCGGCGGCCACCAAGCAUGCAAGAGCGGGAGCAUCCCCAGCCAAGGCGGGAGGUCAUCGCGGGAAGACCGCCCGUCCUUCUGAACAGCCAAGUUCCGUGGAGGUGUCGCCUUUGGCCGCCACUGACACAAAGGCUGCCGAGCUAGCCUUCCACACGGUCAGCGACCGCCUCGUCAUGCCUUCGGAGUACACUUCUUCUUCGGGAGGGUGUAACCGAAGGCUUGCUGGGAUCGCCUCCCAGUUUUUCUUCUCGGCUCAAAUCGGGUUCUCCCAAAUCAUCAUGUUGAAUGACCGCCUAUCGAAGACCGUGGACGAGAAAAUGGUGGAGAUUGCUAAGUUGAAGAAGAGCCUGACUGAUGAGCGUGCUAAGCUGAAGGAAGAGGUGCGGUCGGAGCUGGAGCGCGGUUUCGAGGAGAAGCUGUCAAAGCAAAGGGAGGAGUUGGUGGCAGAGAAGAGGGCUUGCCAGGCGGUCAUUAAGGAGCGGGAUGGGCUACAAGUAAAGCUUCAACAAUCGAAGGAGAUUGAGAAGACCUUGUUAGAGCAGCAGGAGUCGCUCAGCAAAGAGGUGGCUGCUCUCAAACUGGAUAAGACCGCCUUGACGGAGAACUGCGAGGCGGAUUUGGCAGCCGCUCGUGCCAAGGCCGGUCCUGCCUACGUGGCAUCGGCCGAGUUCCAGGCAUUGGAUAAAGCAAAGUACCAGAAGAUCGUUGGCGAUGUCGUGGCCGCCAUCCGUCAUUUAUUUCGUCAAGAGGCUCCCGAUGUGGUUUGGGACGCCAAUCUAGUGUGGGACACGGUUGGCGGUUGGACCGAUGCUGACGUGAAUUCCGAGGCCGACGAUGGUGAAGAGGAAGAAGGAGGGGACACAGUGGAGGACGGUGAGGGGAGCGAGAGAUCGCCCAGCGUGUGAGAUGCUCUUUGUUAAUUUAUGUUAUGCUUGUCUUUUGAUGAGCGGUCUGUUGGUGGUAUCUUAUUGAGGGAUAAACUAUGACCUCCUCU